ACUAAAAAAAAUAAAUUUUGCCGACGGCAAAAUCUACGCACAGCCAAAAAAAACUUUCUUCCUCAAGAAAACCCCCAGCUAGCAAUGCAAGCCACCAAAAUGCGCACACCAUUUGCCAUACAAGAAAUUUUGGGUUUGGGAGUGGGUUCUGCCGCUGCAGCAGCAGCCGCCGGCUAUGCACAUCCGGUGCAUUUGCAUCAACAUCCCGCCGCUGCGGCCCUACCGCCCAGCGUGACCACACCGCCACCAUCCAGUCACAACUCCUCAUCAACGGCUAGCAGUAACACCGCACAACAACAACAACAUUUAACAGCAUCCCACCAGCAUCAUCAACAACAACAACGUUUAUCCACAUCUUCCCCACCGCCAGCCCACACACCCAACGAUUGUACAAAUGCCCCCAUUUCACCUGCCUCAUCUUCGGCCACCACAACAACAACACCCGGUCGUCAUCAACGCGAUUCGCGUUCCAUAUCACCGGAUGUAACACGGUUAUCGGCGGCAGCCGCUGCAGCGGCCGCUGCUGCCCAUGUCCAGCUGCCGGUAUUUAAUCCGGCAAAUUUCUAUGCUGCCGCGGGUUAUGCUGCCGAUCCGGCGGGACCGUUAAAUGUGGCCGCUCAUCAUCAUCACAUGACCACACUGGCAGCGGCUGCCUAUCUCAGGGGAUUCCUGCCGCCGGGUUUUAGUACCCCGCAUGAAUUUCGGGGUCACUUUCAGCAACAUUUCGGCAGCCAAUUUGCGGACCAAGCAACAAGAGUCAGUGCCGAAUAUGCCGGAGCACUUAGCAAUAAUAAUAACAACAACAAUGAUGAAAACUCACCCAGUAAAUCCAGUUCAACAUCAGCCAGCAGUAGCAGCCAAAAUAACUCAUCCUCUUCCGCCAAUAAUACACCAAAUUCCACAAAUAAUUCCUCCAAUCAGCCGUCGACCCCCACGCGUCCAACAUUGUCACCUGCUGAGCAUGCUGCAGCUGCAUUGGCCCAUCAUGCUGCUGCGGCGGCUGCAGCCCAUCACGCCCACUCACACUCCCAACAUCAUGGCCAUCCCAUGGCGGCGGCAGCAGCCCAUCAUGCGGCUGCAGCAGCCGCUGCUGCUCAUCAUCAUGCCCAUGCCCACAAUCCGGCUGCACAUCAUGAAGCUUUCCUCAAUGGUGCAGCCGGGGCGGCGGCAGCAGCAAAUGGCUUGCUAGGCCAUCAUCCUGCCACGGGGCCAGAUGGUGUUCUACUGGGUCCCGCUGGCAGUGGUAAAAAGAAAAAUAAACGUCGUCAUGGUCGUAAUUUUACGAGCAAUCAAUUGGAAGAGUUGGAAAAGGCAUUCAAAGAUGCCCAUUAUCCGGAUGUCAGUGCCAGGGAAUUGCUAUCGAUGAAAACGGGUUUGGCCGAAGAUCGUAUACAGGUCUGGUUUCAAAAUCGUCGUGCCAAAUGGCGUAAAACCGAAAAAUGUUGGGGUCAUAGUACAAAAAUGGCUGAAUAUGGUCUGUAUGGUGCAAUGGUGCGGCACUCACUGCCCCUCCCCGAGACAAUUAUCAAAUCUGCCAAAGAAGAUGAAUCGGUAGCACCAUGGCUCUUGGGAAUGCAUAAAAAAUCCCUUGAAGCCGCUGAAGUUUUAAAAUCCGAUGACAGCGAUCGUGAAACUCCCACAUCGGAUGAUACGAAUACCUCUUACUCGGCGGGCAGUACUCACAAUUCACCGAUUUCCUCCUUUUCUAUAUCUCGAUUAUUGUUCGAUAACAGUAAUGCCAAUCAUCAUCAUCACCAUCCACAUCAUGGCCAUCACCAUGGUAGCAAACACAAAGGGCAUUCGGGACAUGGUGGCGGUAAUGGCCUAUCAUCUUUAUCCCAUGACAUUAUGACAAAUGCCCAUCAUAGCUCGGCAAUGCAACAUCAUCCCUAUAAUCAACAACAACAUUUACAUCAUCUGCAGCAAUUACAUCAACAACAUCAGCAGCAUCAACAACAGCAGCAGCAGCAACAACACCAACAUCAGCUAAUGAUGGCCGAAGCUGCAGAAUUGCAACGUAGACGCCAGGAGGAAUAUCAAAGGGAACAACAACAUCAGCAACAACAACAGCAUCAACAACAACAGAAAUCCUAUGAUGAUGACGAUCUCAUUACCGAUCCAGAUGUUGAUCCCGAAGAUGAUGAUGAUGACUGUGAUAAAGAAGAAAUCGAUAUCUGUGAUGAUACCGAGGAGGAGCAAAUGAAGGAUUUGAAAAUGAUCAAACGGGAAGAGGUUGAAAAUAGAUGAAAUUUAUUUAUUGAUGUUCUACUGUAAAUUGACGAAGAAGAAUAGUUUCUUUUUUUUUGAUGUAGAAAUAUCUAAAAGAACAGAAAAGCGUUCCAAAAGUUUUAACUAAUUUUUAAAUCGGGGCUGGUUCCCAUUUAAAAAGACGUAAGUCAUUCUGGAAAGUCAUUUUACUGGUAUGGACGUGUUUCUAAUUCAAAAUGGAAGUCACGUCGAGAAAAACAUCUUUGAUCAAACUAUGAGUCAGCUGAUUGAUGUCAUUUAAGUCAACUCUUUAAAUUAGGCGUAUGACCCAAGGCAAAUAUCUCAUGUUUCUAGUUCGAAUUGGGAAAUUAAAAGCCGAUGGCGGCAAAAAGCACUCCAUUUGAUAAAAACAAAACUAGUAAAAAAGCUAUAAGUUCGGCCCAGCCGAACUUUGAAAACCCUCCACCAUUUGGAACGAAUAUGGCAAUCUUCAAAAAAAUAAAAUCCGUUAAAAAUUCUUUUAAAAUCUUAAAAAUACCGAAUGUAGCCGUUAUAUUAGGGUCUAUUCAACAACGUGGGCCUGCGUAGGCAACUUUUGUCAUAAGCCAUUACAAUACUGAAAUGUCAAACUUGAAAAAAAUCGGUAAAUAAUGUAGCUAAAGUCAUCAAAAUGCCGAAUAUAGGGAGGUACCAUCAUAUGGGGAUUAUACCAAAACGUGAACCUGCACAGACAAUUUUUUGUCAUAGGCUGUAGUAUCCAUUACGAAUUUCAAAUACCAAAUUUGAAACAAUUCCUGUGAAUAAUGUCGCUUAAAUCAUCAAAAUAUUCAAUAUCGGGUUGUAACGUUAUAUGGAGGCUAAACGAAGACGUGAACCCCCACAUACAGUUUUCUGCCUCAGGCUGCAAUAUCCAUUAAAACUUCAAAUACCAAAUUUGAAAUAAUUCCGGCAAAUAAUGUCGCUGAAAUCAUCAAAAUACCGAAUAUCGUGGGGUAACGUUAUAUGGAGGCUAUACGAAGACGUGGCCCAGCACAGACAAUUUUCUGUCAUAGGCUGCAAUAUCCAUUACGAACUUUAAAUACCAAAUUUGCAACAAUUCCGGUGAAAAAUGUCGCUUAAAUCAUCAAAAUACCGAAAAUAGAGAGGUACCAUUAUAUGGGGGCUAUACCAGAAUGUGAACCUACAUGGCCCAUUUUCAAUAGCAAAAAUCCUGCAAACAUAAUAUACAUUUGAGUAAAAUUUUAUCAACCUACUUCAUUUCAUUCGGAAGCUAGGGUGAUUUCCACAGAUGGAAAUCAAAUCAAAUGCAUAGUCGGAACAUUGCAUAAAUUCACAGUUAGCGAUUCUUUUAUGACAACGUAUGUCUACUGUUUUAUUAUUCUAUUUCUUUCAACGUCCAGUAAUUUGAUGGAGACAUAAUGAAAUUCCGUUUUUAUAAAAUGCAUAGUAGGAACAUUGUAUAACUUUAUUGCAAACGACUCUAUUAUGACAACGUAAGCCUAGUGUCAAAUGUCAAAAUUAAGGAUUCAAUUCAUUUGCAAGCACAUUGUUCCCAAAGUAUAUUAUUCAGCAUUAACUGCAUGGUAAAAGAAUACAGGUAGACGCAUCGACACAGGUGAGGGGACAAUGAACUGUCAAACCAUUUUUAGAAUUGAAAAUUUGGAAUGAAAAAUUAUUCAAAUUUGUAAAAGUGGUUGAAAAACGCCUGUUAUAAUAACCUCUGAUUGACGUCGUAUAAGGAAACUUAUAAAAAUCUACUUAUAUUUGAAAAACAUUUUAAAAAUUUUGACAUAUCAAUGUUACCAAGCAUUAAUGCUGUUUUCCUUUACCAUGAACGUACGCCUACUCACAAUUUUGUAUUAGUAUUCUAUUUCUUUCAACUUCCAGUAAUUUGUUGUUAUGAAGUGCAUAGGAACAUUGUAUAACUUUACUGCAAACGACUCUGUUAUGACAACGUGAGCCUAGUGUCUAAUGUCAAAAAUAAGAAUUCGAUUAAUAAUAAUAGUUGCAAACGAUUGAUCUUAUCAUAAACUGGGCAAAUUUACACAACUAAGCUGCACAAAAAACAAAACUAAUUUUUAACCCAAAACAAAAAAUUAUAAAACACAACGAAACUCUUUUUUUCAACACAGAUAGAAAAUGAGCAAAUAUAUAUUAAUUUCUUGAAAAUUUUCACAAAACAUGUAAAUAACGUUCAGUGUAAAAAAAUAUUAGCAUAAAAUUAUAAAACAAAAUGCACAAAAACCGAGAGAAAAUAAAACAAAACAAUAUUGUAUAAUUAUUAUAUGUAUAUGUAUGAAUAAAUAAACAUUUUUAAUCAGCUCAUUGUGAUUUUAGUUUGUUAAUUAAUUAAUUAUUUUUUUACAUUAUUGCAUUUAACAGCAAUCAAAUGAUUUUUAAAAAAACCACACACAUACACACUCACCAGUACAUGGCAUUUAUUACCUUUUACUUUACCACUUGGUUUUGAGAUAAAUACCAAUUAAUAUUGUAUUAUAAUUGCAAAUCAAAUGAUACAAAAAAAAAACUUGAACCAAACUGUCAACACAACAUCAUAAAGCAUUUUUAUUGCAAGAACAAAAAAAUCAAUACUUGAAUUUUACUAAAGCCAAUAAAGCACAAUAUUUUAUAAUUAAAUAAGCAAAUCAUCAAGAGACAGACAAAUUAAAAACUAAUUAUAAUGUUGUAUAAAACCCUUUCUUUUUUGUCUUAGCUUUAAAAUAUCCUAGGAAUCUCUUUUAGCUCAUAAUUGUUUAAAAAAUAUAUAAAUACUAAAUUGAAUGUGUAAUAUAUAUUAUAUAGUAUAUUUAAAAUAUUAAUUAAUAUAACAUCUAGAUUUUAUUAUAAAUAUGAUAUUAGAACAUGAAAACAGAUAACGAAUGAAAAAAAAACAAAUCUCGCUAUGAUC
Molecule: messenger RNA, 5116 nt
Organism: Musca domestica (house fly)
Lineage: Eukaryota; Metazoa; Arthropoda; Insecta; Diptera; Muscidae
Gene: Vsx1
Product: muscle segmentation homeobox
Biological process (GO): regulation of transcription by RNA polymerase II
Cellular component (GO): nucleus
Molecular function (GO): sequence-specific double-stranded DNA binding; DNA-binding transcription factor activity, RNA polymerase II-specific
Source: RefSeq, a predicted model, not a curated record